AUGCGAUCCCAACUAUUCCUCGUCCUUGGUCUUGUGGCUCUCGUGGCGUCUGCUUACGGCGCAACCACCACGAAUUCUACUUCCUCGGAACCUUCAACUGCCUCGAAUUCUACUUCCUCGGAACCUUCAACUGCCUCGAAUUCGACUUCCUCGGCAACUACAACUUCUUCGAAUUCGACUUCAACUCCUUCAAGUUCCACGAAUUCGACGACCACACCCACUUCAUCAACAGCAUCAACCUCGCCCACUUCUUCCAGUACGACCAGUGACACGUCUUCCUCGACCACCAGCGAGGUGAAAAAGCUGGAGAAGAAGCUUCGCAGGGAGCGCAGGUUGAGGCGCCAACUGAGACGUCGGCUGAGGCGUCAGGAGAAGCGUCAGGAGACUCGCCGAGAGAAUCAGCAAAAAAGACGCCUGACGAGGCUUGCUGCAAGGAAGCGCAACCGUCGGGCCCACUUGGCCGACUUUCCCCACCACUCCAAGCACCUCGCCGAUGUCACCAACGACCCACCAAGUACCUCUUCCACGCUGCCCUCUUCGCCCACUCCCAGCGACAGUAACUCAAGCACCGACGAGGAGGUGACCAAGUUGGAGCGCCAGGUUCGCAGGCUUAGAAAACGGUUGAACCGAAUCAGCCGCCAGGGGGCGCCAGGACCGCCAGGAGAUUCGCCAGAUUAG
Molecule: messenger RNA, 678 nt
Organism: Drosophila suzukii
Lineage: Eukaryota; Metazoa; Arthropoda; Insecta; Diptera; Drosophilidae
Source: RefSeq, a predicted model, not a curated record